This is a messenger RNA of Diorhabda sublineata, 587 nucleotides long. RefSeq lists its product as uncharacterized. The record is from RefSeq and is a predicted model, not a curated record. The transcript is spliced from 11 exons. The coding region runs from base 67 to 519 and encodes 150 amino acids. Lineage: Eukaryota; Metazoa; Arthropoda; Insecta; Coleoptera; Chrysomelidae.
AUAUGAAAACUGAAAUACAGAAACGAUUUUGUGAUUUCAUUUUUCAUAGUUCAUAUUUAAAUCAAAAUGGCUCAUAAACUUUAUACAAUAUGUUUGAUUAUGAUUUUGAUUGCUGCAGUCACAUGUUCAGAGGAAGAGAAACAGCCUAAAUCAAGACAUAAACAUCAUCAUUCCACAACAGUAGAAUCGACCACAACACCAACCCCAACUACAGCAUGUACAGCAUCCACAGCGUCUAGUAAAAGAGAAAGUAACAUUUUCGCGGAUAUAAAUGAACUCAUCGGCAUAUUGAAAAAUUUAUACGCACAAGUUCAAGAAAUAUGGGAUAUGAUUUCUGCUGCUCCGGCAAAAGAAAAAAUUAAUAAAGCCUUGAAGAGAGUAGGAGACAUACACAAUGAUGUAAUAUUAGAUAUUCUAAGAGGAAUAACUGGAGAAGAUCAGAAGUUUUCAAACGUAUUUGAUGUCGUCGGGUAUGUACUCAGCGAGCUGAAAGGAGAACUGGUAGAACUACUGAAUUAGUGAGGAAUACUUGGAGCACUUCGUCCUUUAUGAGAUAUAUUUGAAUCGAAUAAAAGUACUCACAGAAA